UUUUACAUCACCUUAUGGGUUUAAUACAUGGUGCUUGAGCGAGCUGUCUCGAGCGGAUUGGCAUCUAUUUUCUAUCGUGGCGGGAGGAGGCGCCGAUGGGCGAGGAGAGAAAUGAGAGGUCAAAGGGGGAAUUAGCUAGAGCGAUGGAAGAUGAGUAAUGGAAGACGCACCCACGCACGUUCCUCCUCUGCGUCGUGCAGUGCAGUGGAGAAACCCGAUCCCUAUCUGUGCUACGGUUGUCGAUGCGUGAACGGUGAACACAACCUACCGGCCCAAGCCCGAGCUCCUCGCCGUAACAUUUUACCCACGACGAGGUCGGAGAUUCGGACCCCAUGCGGCGAUGGGAUUCCCUCCCUUGCUGUGUCCCGGCCCGCCAAUCUACCCCAGGGUCCACUGCAUCCCUGUUUUUCCGAGCCGAGGCAGCGAAGCGAGCCGCCAUCUCAGCAGUGCGGUGGGUGCAACAGGGCUGCGCCGACGAACCGCCGAAGGGAGACAUCGCGUCUCGGCGCCCCAUUCGACGUGCGCAGAGUCGGGGCUUGAGGGUGGGAAACUCGGGCUUGGACGUCGAGUGCGGUGUGUGCAGUCCGUCUCAGGCCGACGACUGCACCUCUCGGAAUCGGCCCCGCCUUGGGAGCGUGGCCGUGCGAAUGCAUGCACGCGUGGACCCUGCGUUGCCGUGGACCCUGUGGUAGCGUGGCUCCCGAGUGGAAGACGGAGGCGCGUUGGGCCCAAGGGAUGCAGUGCGGAAGCGGAUAGAGGGGUGAGGCUGUGGCACUGUGGUGUGACUGUGGCGCUGUGCGGCAUCACCAUUACUGUUGGGUUGAUGAUGAUGGGAGCCGGGCUGGAGUGCAUACAUAGAAGGGGUUUUGCGUCUUUAAGAUCGGUACACCGUCGAGGGGGUGGGUUGGUCUGAAAAGACAAGCUAUGUGGGAGGUGGGGGAGUGGUGU
Messenger RNA from Paraphaeosphaeria sporulosa, 948 nucleotides. RefSeq lists its product as uncharacterized. The record is from RefSeq and is a predicted model, not a curated record. Bases 341 to 913 code for a protein of 190 amino acids. Lineage: Eukaryota; Fungi; Ascomycota; Dothideomycetes; Pleosporales; Didymosphaeriaceae. The transcript has a single exon.